This is a messenger RNA of Exophiala bonariae, 1581 nucleotides long. RefSeq lists its product as uncharacterized. The record is from RefSeq and is a predicted model, not a curated record. The coding region runs from base 1 to 1581 and encodes 526 amino acids. Lineage: Eukaryota; Fungi; Ascomycota; Eurotiomycetes; Chaetothyriales; Herpotrichiellaceae. Gene Ontology annotation, biological process: phosphatidylcholine biosynthetic process. The transcript has a single exon.
AUGUCAGACACUUUAUCCGUUCCUCGGUCCAAAUCCGAACCUCCAGCUUUCGAUGAUACCACCCCGCCAGACAUCUCAGGCAACGUUUCAGAGGCUCCAGACUCACAUACUCCAGGCUACAUGUCUUCCACUCCAAGCAGUCCCUACCUCUUGUCGAGGAACUCGUCCUAUAUCGGGAGCCAGUCCCUACAGGAAGACUGGGAUGUACCUCUAGAUAGGCUGACCUUCUUCGACAUCUUCGAUAACCUCGCCUUACCGUCGAAACUUGAUCGUUGGCAGGCUACUAUUUCCGCACAAAAAGAGAAGUUCUCCAAAAGCCAGGAGAGAAUAAGGACAACUGGCAACAAUGCAAAAGACCGUGCCGUGGCUGAAUGGCGGAAACGAGUUCCCUCCACCGACGAGCAGCUGGCUAAGUAUCGGAGCCGGAUGAAGAAAUCUGUUGACAAUAUCAACAAGAGAUGGAACGAUACAGCGACCAUCUCUCUCAAGGAGAAAGUCUCCUUCAUUUCCGCCGUCCUGAAUGUCUUCAUCAGUGGUUAUCUUAUCGGUGGUGUCCCCCAAUACUUCUACUUCUGGUUCACUGCUCAGAUCGCCUAUUUCAUGCCCAUUCGGUUUUACACCUAUCAUCGUAAAGGUUAUCACUACUUUCUGGCAGAUCUAUGCUAUUUUGUCAAUGCGCUAUGCUUGUUGACGAUCUGGGUUGCCCCGAGGUCCAAACGCCUUUUCAUCAGCACGUAUUGCUUGGCGUAUGGCAACAAUGCGGUGGCUAUUGCCAUGUGGCGCAACUCGCUGGUGUUUCAUUCCUUGGAUAAGGUUACGAGCCUCUUUAUCCACGUCAUGCCACCCGUGACUCUUCACUGCCUUGUUCAUCUCACGCCGGCUGACAUCCUUCGUGACCGGUUUCCAGCGGUUUAUGAUAUCAAGUUUAGCGAAGCUGGUUCCCCUGAACACUACUCGCUUGGUGCGAUGCUGAUAUGGGCCACCGUACCUUAUGCUAUCUGGCAACUCUCAUAUCACUUCUUCAUCACUGUUCGCAGGCGCGAAAAGAUAGCCGCGGGACGUCCCACGUCUUUCACCUGGCUUCGGAAGUCAUACGCAAACUCUUGGAUUGGCAAAGCGGUUAUUGGACUUCCUCCAGUCUUACAAGAGCCAGCAUUCAUGCUGAUUCAAUACUCAUAUGCGCUACUCACCAUUCUCCCAUGUCCAAUUUGGUUCUGGUCUCGCUGGAGUAGUUCCGCAUUUCUCAUGACCGUCUUUAGCUGGAGUGUUUGGAAUGGUGCCAAUUAUUACAUGGAGGUGUUUGGCAAGCGGUUCCAAAAAGAGCUCGAGCAAAUGAAACGAGAUGUUGCAAAGUGGCAAAGCAGUCCAGACGCUGUGUUCAGCCCUCCCCUGGGACCAUUGGAUGCCGAUGGAAAACCCCAAGAAGGCGGUCACGGUAAAAGGAAUAGCAUCGACCGCAUUCCGCUGCUAGAUGAGACCAAGUCUGGCGCAGAAUCUGCGAAAGCUACGGGGGCCAGUGUCAUGAAUGACGCGGACAACAGCCUUGUUGAUAGGAAGGGAGUCUCGGCCUCGGAAAGCUGA